GGCGGGGCCGCAUAGUUAGUGGCUGGGCCCCGGGAGGCCAGACGUCCGACAUGGAGGCGGGGGGCUGCCGCUACCAGUUUCGGAUCGCGCUGCUGGGGGACGCGGCCGUGGGCAAGACGUCGCUGCUGCGGCGCUACGUGGCGGGCGCGCCUGGGAUCCCGGAACCCGAGCCGGAGCUCGAGUCGGUGCCCACGGUGGGCGUCGAGUUCUACAGCCGCACUCUGCAGCUGCGGGCCGGGCCGCGCGUGAAGCUGCAGCUCUGGGACACGGCGGGCCAAGAGCGCUUCAGGUGCAUCACCAGGUCCUUUUACCGGAAUGUGGUGGGUGUCCUGCUGGUCUUUGAUGUGACAAACAGGAAGUCCUUUGAACACAUCCAAGACUGGCACCAGGAGGUCAUGGCCACUCAGGGCCCCGACAAGGCGAUCUUCCUGCUGGUUGGCCACAAGAGUGACCUGCAGAGCACCCGUUGUGUCUCGGCCCAGGAGGCAGAGGAGCUGGCUGCUUCCCUGGGCAUGGCCUUCAUGGAGACCUCCGCCAAAAAUAACUGCAACGUGGACCUGGCCUUCAACACCCUCACUGAUGCCAUCCAGCAGGCCCUGCAGCAGGGGGACAUCAAACUGGAGGACGACUGGGGGGGUGUCCGGCUCAUCCAGAACACCCAAAUCCCCAGGCCCCCCAGCAGCACACAGCACCCGGGCCCAUGCAAGUGUUGACUCUGGGAGGGAAAGGGUUAAAGCAGUGUGGACCUCAUAAGUGCUGGUGAGAUGGGGAGUGUUAGUAUCUCUCUGGAGGGCAUAUGGCAGAAUCUAUCCUGAGGGUUAAUGUAAACAGUAUCCUGGUACA
Molecule: messenger RNA, 843 nt
Organism: Orcinus orca (killer whale)
Lineage: Eukaryota; Metazoa; Chordata; Mammalia; Artiodactyla; Delphinidae
Gene: RAB42
Product: RAB42, member RAS oncogene family
Exons: 2
Coding region: 51-713 (220 amino acids)
Cellular component (GO): Golgi membrane
Molecular function (GO): GTPase activity; GTP binding
Source: RefSeq, a predicted model, not a curated record